UCCUACUUUCAGAUUUGGCGGUGCGUGCGAUGUCGCCUUCAGCUUAGGUUGUCCUGAUUACUUGGGCGCGGCAGAUAUGCGCAGGCGCGCAGGCGCCGUACGUUGUACGCUCACCCCGGAGGAACGUGCAGGGCUCUGUCGGCAGUACCAAGCUGCAGUCAAGCGCGCGCGAGAUCUGGCGACGAGGCUUAAUGAGGAUAUCUGGGUGGUGGGACUUCCUGACGAGUUUCUCAUUGAGAUCUUCAAGUGGUCCAUCACCCUUUGCAUGCGGCCUGUCAACCGCUCGGCCGAAAUAGAGGAAUAUGGGUUUGAUCUCUCGAUCUCAGCCUCAGACAUCUAUGGAUGGCUUCCGGUCACCCAAGUAUGCAGUCGCUGGAGGCGUGUUGCGCUUGGUGCAGCCACGCUGUGGACAAGGAUCGCGGUCAUCUCACUUGACUGCGUAGAGACGUUCCUGCGGAGGUCAGGGCAGCUGCCUCUCGAUAUCCGGGGCGAGAUAUACCAUCCCUCCCGCCUCGACGGUUUCGCAAGCUGGGAACCCGUGUUCAGGCAGUCGCAUCGUAUCGAGCGACUCACCAUUCAGGACUACAACGAGAACUAUUACAGGCUGUCCGCCGAGACCACACGCAUUCUCAUUGAAGGCCUUCCAGAGCUGCCAAAUCUGAAGAAGCUGAAAGUAGCCGCCCCUCCAGAUAGCUGGCAAGUCCCAUCUAUUCUACGACACCUUGAAGAGAGACCUCCCGUAUCCCUUGAAAGUGCAGAGAUCUUCGGCCUUACCCUACCCGACCUCAGAUCUUGGUUUUCGCCAAACAUGACACAUCUCUGUCUUUCGAAUAUUGCCCCGCUGUAUGAGGAUGCGGCCAGAUUGAGGAUGCUGCUAGAGAUUCUGAAGACUCUUCCACUCCUCCAGACGGUCAAGCUAUGGAACGGCUUGCCAUGGGCUGACGACCCCGAGCUGGAGAUACCUUUCGACUCUCGCGAGCCUCGUCUCCUCUUCGACAAACCGGUUUCCCUGCCAUGUUUGCGUCUACUGCACGUAGCCUCCACCUCGUCCGACCAGUGUCUGGCCCUCGCCACACUGCUAGCGAACUUGGAAUUUCCCGCGACGGCAGAGCUAAACCUGCUCGUUGUCGACGAGGAAAUAGACACCGAAGAGGACUUGCAGGCCCUUGAGUACAUCGGCCCCGCGCUCACCAAGCGACUUGAGGCUUCCGCUACGCACCAGCCCCCGGCGCCCGUGCGCGCGCUACGCUUGGAUGCUGAGAGCGAUGCAACUGCUAAGUUCACAGGAUGGAAGGAGUCACUGCCCUCACUCGCGCCUAUGCCAUACGGGGCGCCGAAGGCGAUCGGGAAAGCGUCGCCACUGUUCGAGUUGAGUCUGAAAAGCGUCAGUGCACGCGCUGCGCUUGCAUUGUUCGUACCCCUGCUCCCACUAGAGACGAUAGAGACGCUUGCCGUGGGCUUGUUAAUGCGGUGGCCAGCCUUUGACCACCAUCCUCUCGAAGAAUGUAUCUGGAAGCAGCAACUUGCCCAGAUGCCGAAUAUACGCACCCUAUGCGUCACAGGCGCGUCUGCAACCUUCCUCCCGGAGGCGCUUCGUCCUCAUCCCGAAACCGAAACGGUACCACUCCCGAUGCUCAAGCAGCUAGAACUGUCUGAAGUCGCGUUUCUCCAUAAGGUCCCAUUGGUCAAUAAAACUGGCGGCGCUGGCGAGAUGUUGGAGCGCAACCAGUGGUUCGAGGUUUUCACAGGUACGCUGCAGGCGCGGGCGGAUCUGAAUCCAGAACUACGUCUUGAGAAGAUCCAUAUUAACUGCGCGCAAAGUAUCAGAGAGGACGAUAUAGAGGAAUUGGAGAAGUAUGCCGAUGAAGUUAUUUGGGAUCUCGAUGUGUUAAAAUCUAAACGUUAGCAUCGAGAUAGUGGCCGCAGGGGAUUUGUAUGAAAUAUUCAGUCUAGAGAAUUGAAUGCUGUUGU
Molecule: messenger RNA, 1971 nt
Organism: Phanerochaete carnosa HHB-10118-sp
Lineage: Eukaryota; Fungi; Basidiomycota; Agaricomycetes; Polyporales; Phanerochaetaceae
Exons: 1
Coding region: 77-1906 (609 amino acids)
Source: RefSeq, a predicted model, not a curated record